AUGGAAUUGGGCUACGAGGUAUCGAUGAUUACUAUACAGGCGGUCCUGACAAUACUGAUCGGGUUUGGAAACAUUUUGGUCAUAACUGCAUAUUUUCGCAACGAAAAAUUGCAAACUACGACGAACUGGUUUGUAGUUCAGUUGGCCGGCGCUGACUUGCUGGUCGCCCUGGCGAUGCCUCUACAAAUUGCCAUGUUUAUCCGAGACGAUGUUGUCCAAGAUCUCCACGUGUGUCUUUUCCGAUAUAGUUUUCCCAUGAGCUCGAUAAACGGUUCGGUACUUUGUCUUCUGGCUAUAAGCGUGGACAGAUACGUGUCAGUUAUCUACCCACAUCAAUACAAGAGUGUAUUGACGGCCAAAAUUCAAGUACUCGGCGCUGUAUUCGUUUGGGUUCCUUCUGCGUUUGUGAUCGUUUCAGUCCACUUUUUGGGGUUGGAUGACAUACGACCGGGAGACCCGGGGAAGAAGGUAUGUGACUUCUUGUACGUUCUAAACCCUGACUUUAUCAAAUAUAUUGUACUGCCCGUGUUCAGCGCACUAUCGCUAGCCAUUAUAGCGUUAUAUUCAAGAGUUUUCCACUUGGCUCGAAGGCACGCAGCGGCAAUAGCUUCUCUCUCGGAGCACCUGUCGGUAGUAAGUAAUUCUCGACUGAAAAAUAACCCGCGGCAAAUUCACCGAAAAAACAUGAAGAUUUCAAAAACAGCUGCGAUCGUUUUGGGAAUGUUUUUAUUCUGCAUGGUACCUUUUUUCGCUGUUACGGGAAUCCAGGUAUACACGGACCAAAUAUUCUCCAAAACGUGGAUGACCAUACGAAUGUACACUACAGUGCUGUCAGUUCUCAACAGCGCCCUGAACCCGCUAAUAUAUGCGUGUCGUUUGGAGGACUUUCGUGGAGAGUUUCAGAAAAUUCUGCGCUUGAAACGCAAAGUGAACGCUGUUGCACCUCAACCUAUGCGCCGACUGGACAACGAGCCGGGCAGAAAUGAAACUAGUAGCACGGGUUGCGAAAAUGAACCAAAACACGCUGCACCAGUCGCGCUUACAUCAAAGUCGAAAGUUGCGUUUUCAUUGACUUUGAAUUCAGGAAGUGUGGACAAAGCCAUUUCAGAGGUAUGA
Messenger RNA from Lingula anatina, 1116 nucleotides. Its product is annotated as beta-2 adrenergic receptor-like. The record is from RefSeq and is a predicted model, not a curated record. Gene Ontology annotation, cellular component: plasma membrane. Gene Ontology annotation, molecular function: G protein-coupled receptor activity. NCBI's taxonomy places the organism in Eukaryota, Metazoa, Brachiopoda, Lingulata, Lingulida, Lingulidae. Gene Ontology annotation, biological process: G protein-coupled receptor signaling pathway.